Messenger RNA from Xenopus laevis (African clawed frog), 1062 nucleotides. RefSeq names its product nodal homolog 3-A-like. The record is from RefSeq and is a predicted model, not a curated record. NCBI's taxonomy places the organism in Eukaryota, Metazoa, Chordata, Amphibia, Anura, Pipidae. The coding region runs from base 1 to 1047 and encodes 348 amino acids. The transcript is spliced from 3 exons.
AUGCAGCUGUACCAGAAUAUCAUCAGAGGUAGAGAUAACGAUCUAUCCAACCUGGAACAUCCUACUCUUCAGGAAUCUGAUACCAUCCAAAGCUUCAUCGCUAAAAGUUAUACUACAGUGGGGAACUGCUGGACCUUGUUCUUUGAUAUGUCCUCCAUCUCUAGAAGCAACGAGCUGAAGUUGGCUGAGCUACGUAUUUGUCUCCCUUCUUUUAGAAAGUCCCACAGUGUGACAGUAGACAUCUACCAUACCAAUGACAGCAAGGAGAAAUUAUUCAUGGGAUCAUUUAAGACCAAGCUUUCUUCUGCACUAGAUUCUGACUGCAAGGUCUUCAAUCUCACCAUCUUGCUGCAGAACUUUCUGACCAGGGGAAAGAGGUUAAUAAAGGAUGAAUACAUACAGGCAAAAGGUCUCCAUCUGAAAGAUCCAGAGAAGAGUGCCACAGAAAAAGAUACAGAAAAUGUAGAUACAAUGAAGCAAGAUCAAUAUCAUGUAUCUGACUUUGCUGUAGAGAGAAUAAUGCUGGUUGUGUUUGCUAAAGAACAGUCUCAUGCUAAACCUGAUCCCCCCAGCCUUGGCAAGAAGCUAUUCCCUUCAAAGUAUGGUAUUGAUGAUAAUGCCAACAAGGUGAAUGGAUUUCGGAGACUUAGAAGAAACAAGAAAGAGAAAACACAAAUCCAUGUGAGCACCGUUCCACCUAAACCUAUUGAAGAGAUCAAACCCAAGUGCAAGAAGGUGGACAUGUUUGUGGACUUUCAGAAGAUCGGAUGGGGCAGCUGGAUUAUUUAUCCCAAGGCAUAUAAUGCAUAUAGAUGUGAAUCCACCUGUGCAGUUCCACAGAAUGAGACAGAGAAUGCAACAAACCAUUCCUACAUUAAGAGUUUGCUCCCUCUGAGUGACAUGGAGAAACGAGAGUGUCCCUCCUGUGUCCCCGUGAAGAUGAUGUCCAUGUCAAUGUUGUACUAUGAGAAUGAAGAUUUUAUCCUGAGGCACCAUGAAGAGAUGAUUGUAGAAGAAUGUGGACAUGUAACACUGACUGUCUCCUAAACUUUUCUUGCUACA